CGUGCACCAUAAAAACAUGUCAGGGAGCCAGCUAGUUGAUAAGCGAGUUUGCCAAGUUAUGUUGAUACAUUAAUUUACUAGCCAGCUAGUGAUCUUCGAGUUUGCAGAAGAAACUCACACAGCAAACAAUCUGUUCAAGUUGUAGAAUUUUUUUCUUGGGUGCUACGCUAGCUACCGUGAGCUAGGUUAGCUAACCUGGGAAUGGAUCGGUUCUGUACAUCAGACAGGUUUGAAUAUUUGCAGGGGCUGGUGACAGAGUUUCAGGACACUGACAGUGAAGAAGCUAAAGAGCAAAUCUUGGCCAACCUUGCCAACUUUGCCUAUGAGCCACGUAACAUGGAAGCCUUACGGAUGCUUCAGGUCACUGAACUCUUCCUGGACAUGCUGACAGAGGACAAUGAGAACUUUGUAGAGUUUGGAAUUGGUGGACUGUGUAACCUCAGUAUGGACCAGGAGUGUCGUGAUCAAAUUUUGCAGAGCGGAGGAAUUCCUUUAGUGACAGGCUGCCUGUCGAGUCACAGAGACGAAACUGUUCUCUCUGCCAUCACUACACUAAUGAAUCUUACCACAGCAGAAUCAUGCUCCCAAACAACAGAUAAUGCAGUGGUGCAAUGCAUGCUGCGUUUCUCACUUACACGGAACCCUCGACUCUCUAAUCUGGCUGCUGUCUUCCUGCAGGACUACUGCUCCCAGGAACAGGUGGACAGAGCCAGGGAACUAAUGCAAGGACAUACCCAGUCAGUAGUUGGUAUUCCACUCCCAAAAGACUAAAAGCCUUUAAAUCAAGGAUGUUCAGUCAGAGCAGUUUUGAUUUGUGAUGAAUGCUGAUCUGACUUAAGAGUGACAGUAUGAAAUCUUG
This is a messenger RNA of Electrophorus electricus (electric eel), 859 nucleotides long. RefSeq names its product armadillo repeat containing 7 (gene armc7). NCBI's taxonomy places the organism in Eukaryota, Metazoa, Chordata, Actinopteri, Gymnotiformes, Gymnotidae. The record is from RefSeq and is a predicted model, not a curated record.